Messenger RNA from Penicillium brevicompactum, 783 nucleotides. Its product is annotated as putative lactoylglutathione lyase (Glo1). The transcript has a single exon. Lineage: Eukaryota; Fungi; Ascomycota; Eurotiomycetes; Eurotiales; Aspergillaceae. Bases 1 to 783 code for a protein of 260 amino acids. The record is from RefSeq and is a predicted model, not a curated record.
AUGACCAACAACUUCCAAUCCGUCCAAGCACAAGAAGAGGGCGUGUUCAACGCAGCCCCGCCCCUCAAUCCGCCACCAAACCCAGCAACAAGAGAUUACAAGCUGAACCACCUCGCUAUCCGUAUCAGAGAUCCAGCCCAAUCUCUUCAUUUCUACGUUGAUCUUCUCGGCAUGCGAAUUGUGUUCACUAUGAAUGCUGGCCCUUUCACAAUUUACUACCUAGGUCACCCACCAGCAGAAGCCCGAACAGAGGAGGAUAUCAGCAAUUGGGCGAAGAAAACAAGUGAAAUCCCCAUCAUGACCAAAACAGCUGGACUUUUGGAAUUGUAUCAUACGCACGGCGCAGAGUCUGGUGGGAUAUCCACAGGCAAUGAGCCUCCGAGCCUUGGAUUCUCGCAUUUGGGAUUCACGGUUCCUGACGUGCCUGCUGCUGUGAAGAGGUUGAGGGAUGGUGGGGUGUCGAUUUUGAAAGACGUGGGUGUUUGUUCUAGGGAUACGGUGCCGCUUUCGGAGUGGGAGGCUGAGAGGGGGAUUGGGAGGGGGGAGAUUCAUGAGAAUUACGCUUGGUUCUUUGAGAAGUUUGCCAUGGUUGCUGAUCCGGUGAGUAUUCCACGUCUUGUUUCUGGCACGAAUGCUAAUGGCAAAGGAUGGAUAUACGGUGGAGUUGAUUCCCCAGAAGAUCUGAUUGAAGCUCUCAUGAGCUUGUCGAAGGACUCGAAGGUAUCCUGCACCAUUGGGAGAGCAGUCAUAUGUACAAGGCAAAAGCCCACGGCGGACGUCUGA